CGUUUUAUUAACCAAUUUCUUAACUAUUUUCUAUUCAAUUUCAGAUGCUGAAAUUCAAGAAUGGUAUAAGGGGUUUUUAAAGGAUUGCCCGAGCGGUCAUUUGUCAGUAGAAGAGUUUAAAAAAAUAUAUGGAAACUUUUUUCCAUAUGGCGACGCUAGUAAGUUCGCAGAACAUGUGUUUAGAACAUUCGACGCAAAUGGUGAUGGUACCAUCGAUUUUAGAGAGUUCUUAUGCGCAUUAAGUGUAACAUCUCGCGGGAAGCUUGAGCAAAAAUUGAAAUGGGCAUUUUCAAUGUACGACUUAGAUGGAAACGGAUACAUAUCGCGGCAGGAAAUGCUUGAAAUUGUUACGGCAAUAUACAAAAUGGUUGGAUCGGUCAUGAAAAUGCCAGAAGAUGAAAGCACGCCGGAGAAAAGAACAGAUAAAAUUUUUCGUCAAAUGGAUAGAAACAAAGAUGGAAAACUAAGUUUGGAUGAAUUUAUAGAAGGAGCAAAAAGUGAUCCUUCAAUAGUACGGCUUUUGCAGUGUGAUCCACAGGCACAUUAGCUUAAAAAU
This is a messenger RNA of Drosophila arizonae, 556 nucleotides long. It is a transcript of the gene Nca, whose product is annotated as neurocalcin homolog. Gene Ontology annotation, molecular function: calcium ion binding. The record is from RefSeq and is a predicted model, not a curated record. Lineage: Eukaryota; Metazoa; Arthropoda; Insecta; Diptera; Drosophilidae.